AGCAGCGGUACUGCACAUCCACCAGGACUCCGGCUGCGUUGAGUCAGUCCGCCGUAGAUCUGCCGACUGGAGGGAUGUGACCCCGGAACAGGACGCCCUCCUACAACAACACACCAUUCAAACAGAGCACAGAAGAAAGAAAAGCUGGACCAGGAGGGAGCCACGGGAGCAGGGGGGAUGAACCGCGAGGAGGCCCCGGGGAAGUCUCCUGAAGACAUGUACAUUCAACAGAAAGUGCGGGUCCUGCUCAUGCUCAAGAAAAUGGGAUCAAAUCUUACACCAAGUGAAGAGGCUUUUCUCCGGAACUACGCAGGUGUGGUCCACAGUCAGAUGAGCCAGCUACCACAGCACAAUAUAGACCAGGGUGCAGAGGACGUAGUGAUGGCGUUCUCACGGUCAGAGACGGAGGAUCGGCGCCAGUGACCCUCGGCCCCCCCUCCCUCUCAUUCCACCCCACUGCAUCCCACCCCGCCCCCUUCCCACCCCGCACGUGAUCCACAACAACCCAAACUCCACAAUCACGUCACUGAUGAGCUCAGGAGAGGAGGGGCACCCGGGAGGGACGGAAGAGGAGGGGAAGAGACACCAGGAGGUGGCUGCCUCACUCUCCCCCAACCUUUUCCCCACCCCCCGACUCCUCCUCGUACAAGCUGGCACACCAUUACCUGAGAUGCACUCAAGUGCUUCACUGUGGGUUGAAGCCUUGGCAACAAGGCAGUCAGUGAAAACACUCACAGAUUGUGUGGAUGAAUAUCAAAUGUAGUUUUUUUUUUUUCAUUUUGAUGGGUUUUGUAUUAUUUCGUCUGUGUUGAGACUUUAGGCAGUGUUACAUGUUAUAUCUGCUGUGGUCGCUGGAGGAAUUGACCAGUCAGCAGCUGAUUGAAGCAAAGAGAAAUAUAGUUUUGGUCAAGCAGCGAAUGUGAUGAUCGUUAGGGGAGAGAUUUUAAUUAUUUCUGCUUACCCUAAUGGGGCUGAAAUUGUUUUUGAUUUAGCUGUUUAGUUAUGAAGGCUUUUUGUAUUCUGUCACACAAGGGGCCUCAUUUAUAAAUAUUUCAUGUGUAUAAAAAGAAGCGUAUGUCUCCCACGCAGGCAAAGUAGUCAAAUAAAAGCCAAUGUGUUAAUGAUUCCUCUCAGAUAAUUAUUUUCACUUUAGAUCAAAUUCUGGCCUGUUUAUUUAAUCGCCUUUGUGCAGCAGAGGGUCAGCUAUAGAAGCCAGAUGUUCCGGUGACAUCGAUCUGUUUUUCUUAAUCAGUUUGCAGCUACAGGAUGUUCUUUUCUGCAUCAAUCUUGCUCAUUUGGCUUUCUGAUCAUCUUUUCUUGAGACAUACUAGAAAUAUAAACAACAGCAAAAGAGAAAAGUUUAACAUCCUCAACGUUUUCUCUAUUUCUUCCUCUGCAUUUGCAGAGUUAUUCUCAAGUACGAACGCUAGAAUGUCGUGCUGAUUGAUGUGUGUAUUAACACUCACAACAGACCCGCCAUUAAUCCUUCAUGUUUAAUUGUAGGAAUUAACAGGGCGGGAUGAUGACGCUGGUGUCAUGACUGAUGUGAUUUUCUAAGUUAAGAUGAGCGCUCUGAGUUUUCCCUUCUACGCACACUUUUUUUUAUAAAUGAGGCCUCGUUUGUUCUUCUGCUGCUUUAUUUUGAACCUGAGGCUGUUGAGAGUGCAACAGUGCUUUUCUCCUGAAGAGAGCACAAGAAUUAAAAAGACACUAGCAGAUAUAAUCACAUGAAACACAGGUGUACACAUUCUCCCUAAACACACACUGGUUUUGGGUUAUUGUGACAUGUAAAACCUUUUUUUUUUAAUUAUUAUUGUACAGAUAGUUGGAAAAAUACAAUAAUGAAUUGAUUGUGCCAAUUGUACUUUUGUUGUUUUUUUAUCUAUAAGAUAAAAGUAACAUAAUGAUCGAGACAAUUGAUAAGAGACAAGUUGUAGUUGUAAUUUAUUGUUUACUGAAUUGACUCCCAGUUCCUCCAACGCAUCAUUAAAGAUGGAGAACCAGUAGAUAGUGAAGUCCUAACAUGAGUCGCUCCUUUGUGUCAUCAGCGGCGGCUCUUUGUUCACACUAAAACACACAAACUCUAAUUUUUUUUCUACCUGUAACUAAACAUAAGAACUGUGUGCUAUUUCUGACUGUACUGUAUCUCUUGCACUAUUACCGAUGGGAUAUCUGCAAAAAAUACAUUUUGAUAUUUAGCACAGAGAUUCUAUGUUUGUUUCAAUGGAUAAAAGAAACCUUUGUAACCCUGUUUUUAUUCCCUCUGUGACUUUAAAAAAGAAAAGAAAAAAACAAACCUUCUCUGUGUUAAUUGACUCAACUGGAAUAGCUCGAAUGAAAUAUUUGUUAACAAUCGACAUGUUUUUCUAGUGACAUGCUCAAUAUUUAAUGUGUUUUAAGUACAGUUUGUUAACUUGUAUAACUUAAAAUAAUUGUACCGUAAUGUUCUGAAGCCAAGCAUGUCUGCCUCGUGGUUUAUAAUGUUCAUUCGAGUGGAGGAUCUUUGAAGCCUCGCCACAAUGACCAUUGUUUGUACAUUCUCGACGUUCGUGGAAGCUACUAGCUCUUUUAAAAUGUUUCAGAAAAAAAAAUACAAAUCUUUUUCUCUUUUUUUUUCAAAUGGGUAAACUGUUAUCCAUUUUUAUCUUGUUGGCAAUAACUUCUAUUUGAAUGUCCUCAGCAAUCAUCGCAAAUGUAAACAGCCAACAGGUGUGUCACGCUGACGAAGACGUUUGUCUUUUCAUGUUUACUUUUGUUUUAAAACAUUCUUUAUUUGUCUAUGCAUUUUUUUUUUUGUCCUCUAAAAGGCGUCUUACUGUACAUUUGACCUAUCAGGGUUGUUCUACAGCCUUUUGUUCAAGUCGUGGAUGAAUGAAUGUGUCUAUGUGUGUGUGGGUGUGUGAUCAUCAUUGAAAAUGCUACCGGUUUUAUUUUCAGCAUGCUGUUGAGUUUGAGUAGGAUCGAUGUAUCUUUUUACUGUGAUGACCUGACGUUGCCUAAUUGUCCUUUUUUUGUUGAUUUUUUCUUUUUUUUUUCUUUUUGAGUUUUUUUUUUUGUGUGUGUUGCCUUUGUAUUUUUAUUUUUCUCUCGGUCGACAUCGACUAGUUGGUUUCGUUUUGUAUGGCUGCUGACCAUGUCUUGACUUAAUGCUUCCAAAUCCUAUACCAACUGAACCAUUAAAGAUAUUUUAAACAGUGA
Molecule: messenger RNA, 3198 nt
Organism: Acanthopagrus latus (yellowfin seabream)
Lineage: Eukaryota; Metazoa; Chordata; Actinopteri; Spariformes; Sparidae
Gene: ctnnbip1
Product: catenin, beta interacting protein 1
Exons: 4
Coding region: 178-423 (81 amino acids)
Biological process (GO): negative regulation of Wnt signaling pathway
Cellular component (GO): nucleus; beta-catenin destruction complex; cytosol
Molecular function (GO): beta-catenin binding
Source: RefSeq, a predicted model, not a curated record